AUGGAGAAGCGCUGCUGCAAAAUGAGGGCGCUGUGUUUGAACUUUGUCACCUGUCUGUGGCUUCUCCCUUCAGCGGUACAAGAAACAGCCAAGCCCUUGGACUUUCAGGACCAGCAAUGGAGAGAGGACGAAGGAGGAAGAGGAGACGCUGUAGGAGCUGCUUUGAAGGUUAAACAUAUCUCCAAAGACUUACAGAUCAUCUCCACCAAACACAAAACUCCUGCUUACGGCCCCCUCGGCCCUUACGGAUGGCCUCAGAACUUCUCACAAGCCCUGGAUCAGUAUCUGUAUCGCCCUCCUCCCAAAUCCAAACCUCCCGCAAAAACGUCCCCAAAGGCCAAGAAGAUCCUGGGCUGGGGCGACUUUUACUUCAACGUGAAGACAGUGAAGUUCAGCCUCCUGGUGACAGGGAAAAUCGUGGACCACAUCAACGGCACGUUCAGCGUCUACUUCCGCCACAACUCCUCCCGCCUUGGGAACAUUUCCGUCAGCAUCGUCCCGCCCUCCAAAGCUGUAGGGUGGGAGGUUCUGGAUCAGGGCGUUCAUGACAAAAACUCAGUCCUGGUUCCGGAUCUGACAUCCCAGUUCCAGAGCCCACCUCAGUCCACCAGCUCCACCCCUCCGGACCAGCAGAGGCAGCAGCAGGAUGUUAUGAUGGUGACAGAACUCAACUGCCGGAUCGAAUACCAGAGAACCAACCGGUCCAAGAAGACCAAGCCCUGCAUGUACGACCCGGGACAGACCUGCUACUCAGAAAACACCCAGUCCCAGGCAGCCUGGAUCUGCGCCAAACCCUUUAAGGUUAUAUGCAUCUUCAUCGCCUUUACCGGCACUGAUUACAGGCUGGUGCAGAAAGUCUGUCCGGACCACAACUUUCAGACAGAGCAGAACCAGCAGCACUUCGGAUGA
Chelmon rostratus (copperband butterflyfish) is the source of this 909-nucleotide messenger RNA. Its product is annotated as neurexophilin-2-like. Gene Ontology annotation, molecular function: signaling receptor binding. The coding region runs from base 1 to 909 and encodes 302 amino acids. The record is from RefSeq and is a predicted model, not a curated record. Lineage: Eukaryota; Metazoa; Chordata; Actinopteri; Chaetodontiformes; Chaetodontidae. The transcript has 2 exons.